Molecule: messenger RNA, 3177 nt
Organism: Odontomachus brunneus
Lineage: Eukaryota; Metazoa; Arthropoda; Insecta; Hymenoptera; Formicidae
Product: proton-coupled amino acid transporter-like protein pathetic
Exons: 8
Coding region: 1757-3148 (463 amino acids)
Biological process (GO): amino acid transmembrane transport
Cellular component (GO): vacuolar membrane
Molecular function (GO): amino acid transmembrane transporter activity
Source: RefSeq, a predicted model, not a curated record
UAAAGAUACUCAGUGAAUUAGUGUUUAUUCUUGUCUCAUUUCAAUCAACUCUGAUCUCCAUGUCGUCAAAUCGCGAAGAUUACUUCUAUUUAAUCAUUUGUGGAAACUAUAAAAUAUAUACCUUAAAAAAGCAUCCGAGUGCAAAUUUAUACACACAUUUACGCAGGUACAUGUAGUUUCAAUUUUAUCAUUCUGACACAUUAAUUAAUCAUUCUUCAAUCGCACGUGAAAAUUCACGCUUUGACGGCAGGGUCCAGUUACAUCGGCGACUUGAAAUAAUUGAGACGAUGCAAGCCAUCGUUCCUCUUUAGAUCAUAGUCGUUCCACACCAUUCUGCGACCCAGAAAGAUAGUUUACUUGAUCAGUGUCAACUUCAAGAGCGAUAUCAGUCGAUUUGAUUACGAGGGAGAGUUCUCCGUAUCUACGAUAUUGAAUUAAUCGAAAUUAUACAAUCUCUGCAACAAAUCAUUUAUCGUGCUUGUUUCGAAGUAACGUCCAAUCGAGCGAAUUACCGUCAUUAUCUACUCCCUCUCUCUCUCUCUCUCUCUCUCUUUGCUGCUGCGGUGUGCUUGCACGCGCGAGGAAGCUACUUCUCUGCUCGGUAGUCACUCACGUGUAUUGACUGUCCGUAUAUAUAUAUCUGGCUAACGCUGAAGGAACUUGCCCAGUCGUGUGCCGCCUGUCGUCGUUCCACGUUAAUUUCGUUGCCCGGUACCUCGUGGCCUCCCCUCGUUCUCCCUCCCCGCUGAUCACACGGUGUGUUGCGAUAAGAUUAUCGAGGGUGUUUCGUGCAUACCACGAAAAGGAUUCGCGACAACAAAAAGAAGACAACAGAGGUACUUCGAAAAAUUAGCGAAGGGAUCAACCCCACAACGAUACAGGAUCGUGUCGUCAAGUUCUGCUACUUUUAAAAGAAAGAAAUCAAUUGGACAGUCGGAGUUUCUGAAUAAUCGUGGAGGCGCGAGAUAAUCCUUCCGUGAGAUUAGAAUCGGAGAUUUAUCAAUUUAAGUGCCGGAAUAACGUACUUCGUCAAUGAAGUUUCCGUGGUAGUAUCUGCGGAGAAGUUGGAUCGGCAACUACGUCGUCAAAUACGAAAUUUUUCAGCGGUGGAACCGCUUUUCAUCGUCGCCGAGGUGAAAUACAUCCAACGUUCGUCACGAGAAGAACAAUUCGCACAACGUAAAUUCGCGACAUCGAUAAGGAACGGUGAUGAGCCUUUAAUUGACGGCGGAGGAUAUCGUACGGUCAUUGUCCCCCUCUUCCUCUCUUCCCUUGUCACGAGUUAGUACGCGCGAUCUGUCGGGCCUAAUUAAAGACUGAAUUUCACUGGCGAUCGUUGAGUGAUAUUUAACGAAAUAUUCGACUGAUUGUUUUAUAAUCCGCGGAGAUAAGUUGUUAUCUCGCUAUAAUAUAAAUGUAGCCUUUGGGGAAAAGAAAAGGUACGAAGACUCGAGUGGGAUUUACGCGCGUCGCACCAGCACGUGUGCCAGCAUUUUGCGCUCUGCAAGAACGGCGGGCAGAAACGAAGAAAGAAGGACUUUGGAUAGACGAAAAGUGAAGUUCAAGGAGAGGAUACGAAAUUCGCAUAUCUGCUAAGAGAAAAGGAAAGAGAGAGAAAGAGAGAGAGAGGGAGACGAUGUAAAUCGAAAGCAUCAAAGGUGUUCUCCAGUAUCGUCAAAAAAAGAAAUAAUCAGCUUUCGUAGAUCAAAUCUACUUUUCUGCGUUCCCGUCGAAAAGAAUAGAGAAUACAGCCGCCAUGGGUCGAAUGGAGAACAAGCAGUCGACCACCGACAAUACCAUGAAGGAAUUCAGCAGCAGUACGAAAAUAGCUCCGAUGGUGAUAGGCGAGUAUCAAGAGAAGGAUGAACUGUAUGACCCCUUUGAGCAUCGUGACAAACGAAAUACGACCUCGGAUCUGGGUUCCUUGGCGCAUCUUCUGAAAUCUUCCCUGGGAACCGGUAUUCUAGCCAUGCCGAACGCGAUAAGAAACGGCGGGCUGGUGUUCGGCGGGAUCGGCACGAUCAUAAUCUGCUUCAUAUGCGCCCAUUGCGUACACAUUCUGGUGCGUACGUCCCACAUACUCUGUCGUCGUACCAAGACGCCAAAGAUGAAUUACGCCGAGACCGCGUAUGCGGCCUUCCUCUGCGGGCCCAAGUCACUCAGGCCGUGGGCUAACGUCAGCAAAAUAUUCGUCUACACGGCGUUGUGCGCGACAUAUGUGGGUGGUGCGUGUGUCUACGUCGUAUUCAUUGCCACGUCCAUUCGACAGGUCGCGACUUACCAUACCGGGACCAACGUGGACAUACGCAUGUAUAUCCUCGCGCUGAUCCCGGCACUGGUGCUGCUGGGUCAAGUGCGCAAUCUCAAGUACAUGGUGCCGUUCUCGAUGUUGGCCAACAUCUGCAUGAUGAGCGGCUUCGCCAUCACACUCUACUACGUCCUCGGCGGUGUCUUCAGCGACGCUACCCUGAUGGACAACGUCAAGCUGUUCUCCUCCGUGGAGCAGCUACCUCGUUUCUUCGCGACUGUGAUAUUUGCCAUCGAAGGUAUCGGCGUUGUGAUGCCUGUGGAGAACAACAUGGAGAAGCCGCAGCACUUCCUGGGUUGUCCUGGCGUGCUCAACAUCACGAUGUCAAUAGUGGGUGCCCUGUACGCCGUGCUGGGAGUAUUCGGUUAUAUUCGUUACGGUGAACAGACGAGUGGCAGCGUCACGUUGAAUUUACCCACGGAAGAGCCUUUGGGUGAGUCGGUGAAAAUCCUUAUCGCCUUGGCUGUCCUUUUCACUUACGGACUACAGUUUUUCGUGUCGCUCGAGAUUAUAUGGAACGCCUUAAAGUCUAUGUUCAGUCACAAAUAUCAAGCUAUAGGCGAGACAUUGAUGAGGAUAUUCAUGGUUAUGGUAACAGUGGUCGUUGCAUUGCUGGUACCCGAAUUGGAGCCGUUUAUCUCUCUAGUCGGUGCAAUAUUCUUCUCCGUCCUAGGCAUCAGUAUUCCAGCCGUCAUCGAGACUGUUUCGUGCUGGGAGAGGCAUUUGGGCAUGUUCAAAUGGCGAUUAUGGAAAAACAGCGUGUUACUAAUAUUCUCGUUAUUAGCAUUGAUAUUUGGCACGUGGGUCUCAAUACUAGAUAUAAUAGAGCUUUAUACAUAAAUAUAUAUAAAUAGUUAUUAAGUACUUCA